Messenger RNA from Pimephales promelas (fathead minnow), 1745 nucleotides. RefSeq names its product cytidine/uridine monophosphate kinase 1 (gene cmpk1). Gene Ontology annotation, molecular function: ATP binding. Gene Ontology annotation, biological process: pyrimidine nucleotide biosynthetic process; 'de novo' pyrimidine nucleobase biosynthetic process. The record is from RefSeq and is a predicted model, not a curated record. Lineage: Eukaryota; Metazoa; Chordata; Actinopteri; Cypriniformes; Leuciscidae.
CUCCCAGGGGUCGAUGGUCAUUCAUUGAGUGCAACUAUCGCUUAUCAGGACGGUUUAUGAUUGUGGGCUUGCUGCAAAGGCUAUCGGGGAAGCUUCCAAGCGUUGUGCACAGGAUUAGUGUGAUGAUGAAGCCGCAGGUUGUGUUUGUUUUGGGCGGGCCUGGCGCGGGGAAAGGGACACAAUGCGCGAGAAUUGUGGAGAACUACAGCUACACUCACCUGUCUGCCGGAGACCUCCUGAGAGAGGAGCGCAGCCGCACGGGCUCAGAGUUCGGUCAGCUCAUUGACAGCUACAUCAAAGAGGGCAAGAUCGUCCCCGUUGAAAUCACCAUCAACUUGCUGAAAAAGGCAAUGGAACAGACUAUGAAAGCUGAUGAGAAGAAGUUUCGCUUUCUUAUUGACGGUUUUCCACGUAACCACGACAACCUACAGGGGUGGACCACUGUCAUGGACGGGAAGGCAGAUGUCAAGUUUGUUCUUUUCUUUGACUGCGGUAAUGAGGUUUGCAUUGAUAGAUGUUUAGAGCGGGGGAAGAGCAGCGGACGGUCUGAUGAUAACAGAGAAAGUCUAGAGAAGAGGAUCCAGACGUACCUCCAGUCCACACGGCCCAUUAUAGAGCAGUACGAGAAGCAAGGGAAGGUGCGCACGAUUGAUGCCUCCCGGUCAGUGGAUGAGGUGUUUGCAGAUGUGAAGAACGUUCUGGAUAAAGAAGGCUAAACAUGUUCAUAGCAAAAAUCCAAAUUCUUUCAAAUUAAGGUGUCUGUUUAUUGAUGUCGGCAGUGCUAUGCCUUCUCCAUAUUCGAUAUAUACGUUUUUACUCAUUCUACAGUAAAAUAGGGUUUGUUUGCUUUUUUUAGACGUGAGAGAGUGUGCUUAUAUCCAUGUUUGUUAGUCUGAAAGAAAAACACUUGUUUACUUGCUCAAUAUUGCAUUGAAGAGGAACAAUAUUUCAGUUAAGCUUGAGCAAUAACGCUCAGGGCGCUACUAUAGGAACAAAACAUGCACGCAUCUGCUCUUAACUUGAAGAUUAUAUGUGUGAGAUGCUUAGAAAUGUCUACCAUUCAGUGUAUAAAACACAUUUAGAUAUAAGCCAAGAAUAGGUUGGAAAAUGCUUCUGCACUUAACCAUUUCAUUCUCCAAACAAAUGUGCGAUUAUAAAUGACCAACAGGAAGUAAGAGUAUUUUAGUAGAUUUCAAGACCUGUUUUUGUUAUGAAUGGUGACACGUUUCUCAUUGUUUUGCAUAGUAAUCCACAGCAGGUUCUGAGGACCUAUUGCUGGCUACCCAAGAAUUGAGAAUUCAGUUUUAGCUGUACAUUUUCUUUUAUCAUAAUGGCUGCUGUAUUCCAAACACGUGCCAUCUUUGCUCAGGCAGUAGAUUUUAAGAUGUUGGGAAUGGGGGCUCAUGUUUUUAUUUGAUUGUUUCAGCGCCUUUGGGGGUCGUUUGUGAAAAAAAAACUGAAUUUGCCAUAGUGAUGUGACGGUUCAAUCUGUGUCCGUAAAUAAUAUAAAAUAGUAUAUGAUUUAUCAAGGAUGACAGAACCCGCUGAAGAAAAUGUUUUCUGACUCUUCCAGUCGAAUGCUUCAUUUGAAUUUUGUAAGAUUCUUACCUCGAUAUUUUAAAGGUCUGCACUACAGGACAAAAGCCUACCUGAGGUAAAUGCUAGCUUCAUGUGGCAGGCAAUAGGCUAUGCAUCAUCAAUUUCUUUUGUUCACAUGAAAUAAAUUGAAAAUGUCAAAAAAGAAA